AUGGUUCUAAACGUACCUUCGAAAUCAGUCGGUGUGAGAAAGCAUCUAGAAGUUUACGGUUUACCACUGUCAUUAUGUAAUACGGAAACGCGUUUACUAAGGGUUCGUGUAAUUCGGGCGUUAGAUCUUAUGAAAAAGGAUAUAUUCGGAGCCAGCGACCCGUACUGCAAACUAUGUAUAUAUAAAACUCAGCGUUCGACUCUCCCCUUGUGUUCACCAGUACCAACGAAAACUGUUAAGAGAUCUCUCAACCCGAUUUGGAACGAAGAAUUUAUUUUCAGGGUUAAUCCAUCAGAAAACCGUUUGGUUUUCGAGCUUUACGACGAAAAUAGGAUUACGAGGGAUGAUUUUUUGGGUGUCGUCACAGUAUUUCUGCCAUAUCUGGAGAUUGGCACGGAGGGAUCUAAUUGUCGGUUGAUGGCGAAGAGCUUUUUACUGCGCCCUAGAAGUUCUCGAUCCCGUGUUCGUGGUAAUCUCCACUUGUAUUUGGCUUACUUACCAAGCCAUUUAAAUCCCCAGAUUACAAGUCUUCGUCAGCUUCCUCCCCUUGUUGAAUUGUCAUCUGAACAACAACGUAAUAGUGAAGGUCAAUUAUCCUCGACACCUGUAUCUUCUUCACAUCGUCCUAGUUUACCAACACAAUCAUCUAGUCCUGGUGUUGCUGAAUUAUCUAACACCAUAAACGAUGGUACUGAUAACCGUGUACAACUUAGUAGAAAUACUUCAAUAGAGUCAGAUACUGUAAGUGUUACUGAGACUGUUGUUGGACCAAUGCUUUCUACAUCGCUUGAUGAAAAUUCACUUCCACCAGGUUGGGAUGAACGAGUUGAUCAAAAUGGACGAACAUAUUAUAUGGAUCAUGUUAACAAGCGUACACAAUGGGAUAGACCUUCUUUUCAAUUACCACAUGGAUGGGAGCAACGAACUGAUGCAAAUGGUCGUGUUUAUUAUGUUGAUCAUCAAAAUCAUAGAACUACUUGGUAUCAUCCUUUAUCUGAGGGAUCUCGAUCGCAGACAUCACCUCAACACUCUACUGCUGCUAGUCCAGUUACAUUCAACGAUGCGAUCGAACCAUCAAGUGAGGUAGAAGGAGAACUGGGGAUGGUUAAUGGUGAAGGUGAUGAGACAGAAAGUAAUUUUCAAGUUGAAUUUGAUCCACCGAUUUGUCCAACUGAUGAGAAUCAAGAAAAUCAAUCACCUGAUGAACAAUCUGUAUCAAAUGAAAGAAUCACAAAUUCUAGAUCUCAAUUACCUCCUGCCGUUGGCGUCAGUAGCGGUGGUGAUGGUAGAUCCGCACGUUCUAAUCCCCGUCAUACACGACGUAGUUUAACGAUAUCAGAGAGAUUACGUGCAAAAGGUAGUAGUGGUAUUACGUCGGCGGUGGCGGGGGUGGCAACUCGUUCAAAUAUUAAUAGUCAAAAUGGUAUCGAUGAUGUACGUGCUGCGCAGACAAUGUAUUUACGACGUAGGCAAGUUAGCUUUGAAGAUACUUUAUCUCAUCUUCCAGUCAGUUUGGAUACCCCUCUACCAAAUGAUUCAAAUUGUCAAUUAAUUCCACCAAGUUCAUCAAAUUCUGAUACAAAUACCAUUCAAUUAACAGAUCCAUCAAGUUCAGCAAUUACACUAACAAAUCCUACCUCACGAAUAGAAUCUUCACUUAAUGAACAAAGUAUAGAUCAUGUAGAUAAAAAUCGUCGAAUUGGUGAAAUUGUUUUAGGUUUAGAUAUUGCACCAGGUGAAGAACCACUUCCAGAAGGUUGGGAAUUAGCUAGAACUGCUAGUGGUCGAAAAUUUUUCAUUAAUCAUAAUGAACAUACUACUACUUGGGAUGAUCCUAGAGUUAUCCGAUCAAAUAAUCAAAUAACCAAUGGUUCUUUAUUAACACAUGAAGCACAACGACAUGUAAUGAAAGAUUUAGGCCCAUUACCGCCUGGUUGGGAAGAACGUGUACAUAGUAAUGGUCGUAUUUUCUACAUUAAUCAUAAUGCUCGAACUACUCAAUGGGAAGAUCCUCGUCUAGAACGUUUAGGUGGUCCAGCUGUUCCUUAUUCAAGAAAUUAUAAACAAAAAUAUGAUUAUUUCCGAUCAAGGUUACGAGCUCCACGUGAUCCACAAGCUAAAUUUGAAUUACGUGUUACACGAGCUGGUAUAUUUGAAGAUUCAUUCCGUCUAAUUUAUGGAAUAAAAAGACCAGAAGUGUUAAUGCAUCGAUUAUGGAUUGAAUUUAUUGGUGAAAAAGGUUUAGAUUAUGGUGGUGUACAACGUGAAUGGUUCUUUUUAUUAUCACGUGAAAUGUUCAAUCCUUAUUAUGGUCUAUUCGAAUAUUCAGCCGCUGAUAAUUAUACACUUCAAAUUAAUCCAUUAUCUGGUAUGGCUAAUGAAGAACAUUUAAAAUAUUUUAAAUUUAUUGGUCGUGUUGUUGGUAUGGCUGUAUAUCAUGGUAAAUUAGUAGAUGGAUUUUUUAUUAGACCAUUUUAUAAAAUGAUGCUUGGUAAAACUAUUUCAUUAAAAGAUAUGGAAUCAGUUGAUUCAGAAUAUUAUCGUAGUUUAAAAUAUAUAUUAAAAGAAGAUCCUAUAUCAUUAGAUUUAACAAUGUCUGUUGAAGAAGAACAUUUUGGUGAAACAGUUGAAGUGGAUUUAAUUAAAGAUGGUAGAAAUAUACGUGUUACAAAUAAUAAUAAAACACAAUAUAUAGAACGAAUAAUAAAUUGGCGAUUUGUUUCACGUGUUGAAAAACAAAUGUGUGCAUUUUUAGAAGGUUUUAGUGAUUUAAUUCCAUUAGAAGCAUUACAGAUAUUUGAUGCAAAUGAAUUAGAAUUAUUAAUGUGUGGAUUACAAGAUAUUAGUGUAACAGAUUGGAAAGCGAACACUUUAUAUAAGGGUGAAUAUCAUGCUAAUCAUCCAGUCAUUGUAAAUUUAUGGAAGGCUAUAUACACAUUUACAAAUGAAUUAAGAAGUCGUCUACUACAAUUCGUCACUGGGACAUCACGUGUACCUAUGAAUGGUUUUUCAGAAUUAUGGGGUUCAAGUGGACCACAGAAAUUCACUGUUGAAUGUUGGGGUUCUGUAGAUCAGCUACCUCGUGCUCAUACUUGUUUUAAUCGUUUAGACUUACCCGCCUAUCCAACAUUUGAAGAAUUACGUUGUAAAUUAAUUAUUGCUAUUGAAAAUGCUGAAGGAUUUGAAGGUGUCGAUUGA
Molecule: messenger RNA, 3198 nt
Organism: Schistosoma spindalis
Lineage: Eukaryota; Metazoa; Platyhelminthes; Trematoda; Strigeidida; Schistosomatidae
Source: the annotation of a GenBank genome assembly